This is a messenger RNA of Lotus japonicus, 1758 nucleotides long. RefSeq lists its product as uncharacterized. The coding region runs from base 1 to 1758 and encodes 585 amino acids. Gene Ontology annotation, biological process: DNA integration. The record is from RefSeq and is a predicted model, not a curated record. The transcript is spliced from 4 exons. Gene Ontology annotation, molecular function: nucleic acid binding. Lineage: Eukaryota; Viridiplantae; Streptophyta; Magnoliopsida; Fabales; Fabaceae.
AUGACGAUGGAGAACUUUCUGCGGAGCAAGGAGAUGUGGAGUCUGGUGAAUGAAGGGAUUCCGGUAUUGGAAACUAGGACAACACCAGCGAGUGAGGAGAAAAAGAAGGCCGUGGAGGAGGCCAAGCUCAAAGAUCUCAAGGUUAAGAACUAUUUGUUCCAGGCAAUUGGUAGAGAAAUCUUGGAAACAAUUCUUGACAAGGAGACGUCGAAGGCAAUCUGGAACUCAAUGAAACAGAAGUAUCAUGGGUCCAAAAAGGUGAAAAGGGCACAACUUCAAGCAUUGAGAAGGGAGUUUGAGUUGCUUGCCAUGAAAGAAGGAGAAAAGGUAGACAACUUCUUGGGGAGAACCUUGACUGUGGUAAACAAGAUGAAAUCAAAUGGUGAGACAAUGGAGCAGAGUACAGUGGUCAGUAAGAUACUUAGAUCAUUGACUUCCAAGUUUAAUUAUGUUGUUUGUUCGAUAGAGGAAUCAAAUGAUUUAAGUAUCUUGAGCAUUGAUGAAUUGCAUGGAAGUCUGCUUGUUCAUGAACAAAGGAUGCAAGGACACCAAGAGGAGGAACAUGUCUUGAAAGUGGCUCAAGAAGAUAGGUUGGGACACUUUCAAUAUGAGUGUUCUGAUUGGGAAAAGAAAGUAAAUUAUGCUGAGUUGGAGGAAGAAGAGGAGCUUCUACUGAUGGCCUAUGCAGAACUCCAUCAAACAAAGAAAGAAGAGGUAUGGUAUCUUGACUCAGGAUGCAUCAAUCACAUGAUAGGAAACAAAGAAUGGUUCUUGGAUCUGGAAGAAGAUUUCAGUCGGACGGUAAAGCUUGGGAAUGAUACGAGAAUGGCAGUGGUAGCAAAAGGAAGUAUACGACAACUUCAAAAGAAGGGGUUAGCCAUUCUGAUUCAGGAUGGAACUUGCAAAGUAUUUCAUCCUAGGAGAGGGGUGAUUAUGCAGACUGAUAUGAGUGGGAAUAGAAUGUUCUUUCUGUUAGCUUCCAUGGCACCAAAGAGGUCUAUGUGUCUUCAAGCUGAAGCUGUCUCGCAGAAAGAAGCACACAUGUGGCAUUGUCGUUUUGGGCAUCUGAAUCACAAGGGGCUUAGAACACUUUCGCACAAGAAGAUGGUGUCAGAAGCUUUUGUUAAAUUCAAAGAGUAUAAGGCUGGUGUUGAAAAGGAGAUAUGCGCACACAUAACUUGCUUGUGUACAGAUAGGGGUGGUGAGUUCACUUCAAACGAGUUUGAAGAGUUUUGUCGAUCACAGGGUAUCAAUAGACAAUUAACAACAACUUAUACCCCUCAGCAGAACAGAGUCGCCGAGAGGAAGAAUAGGACAAUUAUGAAUGUUGUUCGAUCUAUGUUAAAUGAGACGCAGGUUCCUAAAGUCUUCUGGUCCGAGGCUGUGAGAUGGUGUGUGCAUAUUCAGAAUCGGUGUCCGACAGUAGUAGUUGAAAACAAGACUCCAGAAGAGGCUUGGAGGGGUGAGAAACCAGUGGUUCAUUAUUUUCAAAUUUUCGGAUGUGUAGCACAUGUUCAUGUACCAGAUCAAAGGAGGAGCAAGCUGGAUGAUAAGAGCAAAAAAUGUGUUUUUUUAGGAGUUAGUGAUGAGUCCAAGGCGUGGAGGUUGUAUGAUCCAGUAUCAAAGAAGAUCAUUGUCAGUAAAGAUGUUGUAUUUGAAGAAGAAGAAAGUUGGGACUGGGACAGAACAGAGGAAGAAAUUAAGCUGGAUACACUAGAAUGGGAAGAUGAAGACAAUAAUGAUGGAGAAGAAGACUAG